AUGGCUUCACUCACUUCCCCUCCGCGCGUACCCAUCCCUGCCAACGGCGUCGACUACCGUGGCAAAAUCGUUCUGGCCCCGAUGGUCCGUUCGGGAGAACUACCAUCUCGUAUCCUCGCCCUUAAAUAUGGUGCUGAUCUGGUCUGGGGUCCCGAGACUGUCGACCGCGCCAUGAUCGGUACCGCCCGCCGUGUCAACCCCCGCAACGGUACCAUCGAGUUCACCCGAUGCCCCUCCAACGGUGGACGGCGAGACAAACCUUUCGAGGAAUCCAUCUUAUACCGCAUCGAUCCCGCCUGGGAGAAGAAGAAGUUGAUCUUCCAGAUCGGUACCGCCUCGCCGGAGCUAGCGGUGGAAGCCGCCAAGUUGGUCGCCGGCGACGUGGCGGGAAUCGACGUGAACUCGGGAUGUCCCAAACCCUUCAGUACGCAUGCCGGAAUGGGCGCGGCCCUGCUGCGCACCCCGGAUAAGUUAUGUGCCAUUCUCGAAGCGCUGGUCCGAGAUGUUGGCAUCCCCUAUCAGAUCGGGAUCUCGGUGAAGAUCCGCAUACUCAGCAAUGCCGAACAGACGGAGCAACUGGUGUCACGGCUCGUGAAGACAGGAAUCACCGGGUUGACGGUCCACUGCCGCACGACACCCAUGCGACCCCGUGAGAAGGCCAUCCGAGACCAACUGCGAAUGGUCGCUUCGGUAUGUCGCAAUGCCGGGGUUGCGUGCAUCAUGAACGGCGACGUGACUUCGCGCGAUGAGGGACUAGCCCUGAUGGAGGAAUACGGCGUGGAUGGGGCGAUGAUUGCAACUGCUGCUGAAUCUAAUUCAUCCUGUUUUCGUUCCCAGGAAGACGGUGGCCUCCUGCCGUGGAGAGAAGUCGUUUACGAGUACCUGCGAUCCGCCAUUGACUCCGAAAAUCGUUUCGGCAACACCAAGUACCUAUUGAAUAUCAUGAUCCCGGGUAAAGACAAAGAGUUUAAGGAUGCCAAGAAUGCGAAGACAUAUUUCGACUGUUGUCAUCUGUUGAAAUUCGAUGACUUAAUGCCCAAGGCCCUCCAAGUAGACGAAAUUCUCAAACUCUCCGACAAGUCCAUUUUCAAAGACUCAUCCGAUGCACGCAGCAAAGCUGUUCAGAAUGCCCUCGAGAACAACGAAACCGCUCGAGCUGCCAGCGGUGUUACUGCUCGACCCAAGUCGUCUUCGCCCGUCGUGACCGCGGGGGGUCCAAUUCGCGCCAACUUCAUUCCCAUCCCGACUGCAAAGACUGAUCAUGUAGAUGCUCCUGUGCCAGAGGAGACUCUCCAGAAGCAAGAGCUAGCGGUGUAA
Molecule: messenger RNA, 1317 nt
Organism: Aspergillus tanneri
Lineage: Eukaryota; Fungi; Ascomycota; Eurotiomycetes; Eurotiales; Aspergillaceae
Product: tRNA-dihydrouridine(20) synthase (NAD(+))
Exons: 1
Coding region: 1-1317 (438 amino acids)
Biological process (GO): tRNA dihydrouridine synthesis
Cellular component (GO): cytoplasm
Molecular function (GO): tRNA dihydrouridine synthase activity; flavin adenine dinucleotide binding
Source: RefSeq, a predicted model, not a curated record